UAAUGUAAAAUAGAUAAAAAACGUGAUUGUUUCUACAUGAUUGACACAUUAUUGCUUCUACAUGAUUGACAGUUCUAGAGUUUGAGAGCAUAAACAUUAUUUAUAAAAAAAAAGGAUCAUGGAAUUAACGAAGUUAUUUUCUUUCUUUCUUUUCAUGCUUGACUUUGGAUGGUGUGCAUAUACAGAUACAAGCAAAAGAACAUCUGGCGUAUGUAUAUCAUACAAUGGUACCCGGUGCGCAUCAGUGUUGGGAACCAGUACAGUGUUCCUGAAUCUCUCCCAGUCAAACCCGUUUGAGGACCAGGAGCAGAUGGCGGCGGACCUGCUCGACCAAAUGUUAAAUGUUGAGACGACAAAGCCUAUACGGGAGCGCUGUAACGGACAUGGAGAAAAACUUAUUUGUAACUACGCCUUCCCGCCUUGUGAAAACGUCAUCAGUCCUAAACCAGUUCCUUUAUGCAGAGAGAGCUGUACAGCAGUACAGGAUUUGCUGUGUUAUGUACAGUGGCCAGUGAUACAAAACAGUAAUGUUCAUGUGAAGCUGCCCACAUGUGACAAGAACUUACCCUCCAAGUGGGAUAUGGAGGAGGAUGGUCCGCCAUGUACUGAUGCUAAUCUCUUUGAUAAAGAUCAAACUGAAGUCACUUCAAACUGCUAUAUGGAUCAAGGUCGCUGGUAUAACGGCACUGUUAACAUGACAAAGUCUGGCAAGCCAUGCCAGCACUGGUCUCUCAACUCCCCACAGAAACACAAACGACCCCCAGAUGUGUACGAGGAGCUCAGGGACUCGGAGAAUUUCUGUCGUAACCCUGGGGCGGAAGAAGAGUCACCCUGGUGCUAUAUUGACUCUGUUGUCCCCGGGGAGAGAUGGGAACUAUGUGAUAUACCAGCUUGUGGGGAAGAGAGGGAAAGUUCAGAAGAGAAAGAGUCUAUGUCAUGGUCAACUAUUCUUAUCGUCACAAUCGUGGGCUCUGUUGGUGUGUUCGUCCUCGGUUUUGUGGCUAUCGUCUGUUACCACAUUGUGUCAAACAAGCAGAAAGCCAUCAGGUAUAAAAACACGCCACAGGAUGAUCUAGAAAUCGACAUCCAGAAAUUACCUGCAAACAUGUCAUAUCAUGUCGUUGAGGAGCCAAUCAGAUUGAAUCCGAAACUACAAGCGUUUGAAUAUCCGAGAAAUGACAUCGUGUAUAUCAAAGAUAUUGGUCAAGGUGCAUUUGGUCGUGUAUUUAAGGCUAAAGCACCGAAUAUAAUAAAACACGAUGAAGAAGUGUUUGUUGCUGUGAAAAUGCUUAAAGAAGAUGCUUCCGAUGACUUACAAGCAGACUUUGAACGCGAAGCAUCGCUAAUGGCGGAGUUCGACCAUCCAAAUAUAGUGAAAUUUUUAGGGGUAUGUGCAAUUGGUAAACCUAUGUGUUUAUUAUUUGAAUUCAUGAGUAAAGGUGAUCUGAAUGACUAUCUACGGAUUUGUAGUCCGGAAAUGUAUAUGAACAUUAGAAAAAAUCAUACAUUUCAGUUGCGUGAAGGUGAAAAGUUAUCAUUAGACUUAAUAGAUAUGAUAGAUAUUUCGCAACAAAUUGCCGCGGGAAUGGUUUACCUGUCGGAAAAAUGUUACGUCCAUCGAGAUUUAGCUACGAGAAAUUGUUUAAUUAGUGAUAAUUUGACUGUAAAAAUCUCGGACUUUGGUCUAGCGCGUAGUGUACAUAGGCUAGAAUAUUACAAGGGUAGCGAUAAUGACGCCAUCCCUAUAAGAUGGAUGCCGUUAGAAUCAAUUCUUUACAAUAAGUUCUCGGUGGAAUCCGAUGUGUGGUCAUUUGGCGUGAUUCUGUGGGAAAUAUUUUCAUUUGCUUUGCAGCCGUAUUACGGCAUGACGCACGAGGAAGUGGUAGAAUAUUUAAAAGAGGGGAAAAAUUUAGUGUGUCCCGAGAACACGCCACAACAAAUCUACGAUCUGAUGUUAAAAUGUUGGAGUAGGAAACCGUCACAUAGACCACGAUUCCAAAUGUUAUAUAAUUCUAUAAGUGCUUUUCACGGAGAAUUGACGAAAAGAACAAAAGACACGAGUGAAGUUUGAAAUGUUAUAUUGGAAACAUUAUCAUAGAAACAUGUGCAUUCAGCGCUGCCAAAUUUGUUAUUGCAAAAUGAAGGUGUUUUAGGCGAAAAUGUAAAAUUUGAUAUAAUAUAUAAUUAUGCUUGCUACCCAAGUAAGAAAAGUUAAGUUUUAUUGUGUUUCUAAAAAUCAAACUAUAAAAAAUACCCCGAAACAUAAGAAAAUUGAUA
Molecule: messenger RNA, 2277 nt
Organism: Ruditapes philippinarum (Manila clam)
Lineage: Eukaryota; Metazoa; Mollusca; Bivalvia; Venerida; Veneridae
Product: muscle, skeletal receptor tyrosine protein kinase-like
Exons: 5
Coding region: 119-2071 (650 amino acids)
Biological process (GO): positive regulation of kinase activity; cell surface receptor protein tyrosine kinase signaling pathway; protein phosphorylation
Cellular component (GO): signaling receptor complex
Molecular function (GO): transmembrane receptor protein tyrosine kinase activity; ATP binding; protein binding
Source: RefSeq, a predicted model, not a curated record